CAAUGCAUGCAACUGAUGAGAUGUGGAGGUUUUACGUUGGCUAUAUAUGUGUUUAAUAUCUAAGCAUGUUUACUGACAUGCAUAUACAAACGAGUACUCUGCUUCCCAUUUAGCUAUCUACAAGCCCUAAUAUUUGUGAUCAUAGAUAUGAUCAUGAGUACUCUUUUCUUGCAUUGGCUACUAUCCUCAACUGCCUUGUUCAGCUUGAGGCUAUUAUUAUGUGAUGGGAUUAAUAUUCCAAAUGAUGUUGUUUGCAGUGAAGAGGAGAAAAGAGCCCUUCUAAGCUUCAAACGAGGUCUCACUGAUCCUUCAAACCGGCUAUCCUCUUGGUCAGUCGACCAAGAAAACUGUUGUAGAUGGACGGGAGUCCGCUGCAACAAUGUAACGGGUCAAGUCGUCGAGCUGCACCUCGGCAAUCCGUAUGGAGACUAUUCCAACGACUUUGAAUCUUACAUGACACACCAGUUGGGUGGGAAGAUUACUCCCUCUUUGCUCGAGUUACAAAGUCUGAGUUACUUGGACUUGAGCUGGAACAAUUUCACUGGUGCUAGUGUUCCAAGUUUCUUAGGUUCUGUCGGAAGUUUGAGAUACCUCAACCUCUCAUAUGCUUUUUUUGAGCGGUCUAUUCUUCAUCACCUUGGGAACCUCUCAGGCCUUCGCGUUCUGGAUCUAAGCUUUAAUUAUCAAUUUCAUGUUGAUAAGCUUAGUUGGAUCUCUCAUCUUCAUGACUUGGAAUAUCUUGACAUGAGUGGGAUCGACCUUCACAACGCAACUGAUUGGCAUCCAGCGGUGAGCGUGCUUCCUUCCUUUUCAGAGCUACUUCUGUCCAGUUGCGGACUUGAAGGGCUGAUUUCUCAUCAGCUUGGCAAUCUCUCGAGCCUUCGUCAUCUUGACCUGAGUGAUAAUUUUGAUCUUUAUGUUGAUGACCUUAGUUGGAUAGCUCGUCUUCGUUCCUUGGAAUCCCUUAACAUGAGAUCUGUUGACCUUCACAUGGCAGUCGAUUGGCUUCAAGCGGUGAGCAUGCUUCCUUCCCUUUCAGAACUAUAUUUCUCGAGCUGCCAGCUUGUGAAAAUCAUCCCCCCUCUUUCUUAUGAUAAUUUUACGUCUCUAAAAGUCCUUCACCUUUCUGGGAACAAUUUCAGGUCCAAGAUACCAGACCUGUUGUUUAAUCUCACAACUAGCCUUCUUUCUCUUGACCUAUCCUACAAUUUCCUAUAUGGUCAUAUACCUAGCAUCAUUUCAAAUCUUCGGUUGUUGAGCAAUUUAGAGUUGGAAUAUAAUCAUCUAAUCACAGGGCGAAUCCCAAAUGAGAUUGGCCAAUUGAAGCAUCUUGAAUGUCUCUCACUUAGUGGGAACUCAUUGUAUGGUCCCAUUCCAACAUCAGUCGGAAACUUAUCGUCUUUGAGAAUAUUAGAACUUUUUGAGAAUCAACUGAAUGGCACUUUGCCAAAGAGUGUCGCGUUUCUCUCAAAUCUUGAGGAAUUAAACGUGCAUCAUAAUUCCUUAGCAGGCAUUAUUUCCGAAGUGAAUUUUGCUAAACUCUCAAAAUUGAAGAUAUUGUAUAUGUCUUCAAACUCUCUCUUCUUUGAGGUGAGCUCCAAUUGGGUUCCUCCUUUUCAACUUCACGAGCUUCUGAUGAGGUCCUGCAAGAUAGGUCCAGGGUUUCCUGCAUGGCUGCAAACACAAACAUCUUUCUAUGCAUUAGACAUUUCUCAGUCCGGAAUUUCAGGCAAAGCUCCAGAAUGGUUCUGGAAGUGGGUGUCAGGUUUUGAAUAUAUCAAUCUCUCCGACAACCAGAUAAAUGGAGACAUAUCGAACGUUUUGCUGAAUUCUAGUUUUAUCGAAAUGAGUUCUAAUCGUUUUGGGAGUCAGUUACCACGUUUGUCUCCACAUGUUGAAAUGUUGAAUCUUGCUAACAGUUCUAUCUUUGGACCCAUUUGCCCAGUCUUGUGCCAAGAGAUUACUCGAGAAAGUAAGUUGAGGGUUCUUGAUCUAUCAAAUAAUUUACUAUCCGGAGGAAUUUCUUGCUGCUGGAUGCAUUUCCCAUACUUGGUCCAUGUAAAUUUGGGGCGGAACAACCUGUCAGGUACCCAACUUCAGAGUUUUAAUGCAACUAGUUACAUUGGCAAUGCCGACCUCUGUGGAGCACCACUCAACAAAAAUUGUUUAAGAGAAGAAGAAUCUCAAGGUCAAGGUGUGACACCAGUGGAGAAAGAGGAAGAUGAGCAUGAAAUGUUAUGGUUUUAUAUUGGCAUGGGUCCUGGAUUUGCCGUUGGAUUUUGGGUUGUUUGUGGUACUCUUUUCUUCAAAAGGACAUGGAGACAUGCUUAUUUUCAAUUUGUUGAUGACAUGAAAGAUCGGAUCUACUUGACUAUACUCCUAAAAGUGAAUUGGCUCCGUAGGAAGUUUAAGAGACGUAGUGGCACAUGAAUAUUCUUGCCAUCAUCUUCUACAAGAUAUUGAGUCCAGCAUUUCGUUUUUUUGAAGGUUUUUUUUCCCCAUGUACUUGCUAUUAUGUUUUCGUUGUUUAUAUAUGUAAUAAUAUAUUAUGCAUUUUGUAGUC
Messenger RNA from Cornus florida, 2563 nucleotides. RefSeq names its product receptor-like protein EIX2. The record is from RefSeq and is a predicted model, not a curated record. The coding region runs from base 148 to 2430 and encodes 760 amino acids. NCBI's taxonomy places the organism in Eukaryota, Viridiplantae, Streptophyta, Magnoliopsida, Cornales, Cornaceae. The transcript is spliced from 2 exons. Gene Ontology annotation, molecular function: protein binding.